Molecule: messenger RNA, 423 nt
Organism: Ascochyta rabiei
Lineage: Eukaryota; Fungi; Ascomycota; Dothideomycetes; Pleosporales; Didymellaceae
Exons: 3
Coding region: 1-423 (140 amino acids)
Source: RefSeq, a predicted model, not a curated record
AUGUCUCAAACUGCUGUCCCUCUCACGAUCAUCAAAGGCGCAGGCCAUGAGUACAUCCCGAUCCCGCAAGGCGAAAGCGCCAUUGUCGCAGACUUUCACUCCAUCCAAACCCAAACCACCGACUCUCCCACCUACCUCACUUCAGGAUUUUACCGGAUCCAAGCAGGACCGACGCGUAACAUCCCCCAGUACACGUACGAAGAGACCAAGUAUGUUCUCAGCGGGCAGAUUGACGUCUUGGACGAGGCGACGGGUGUCACGCAUCAUCUGGUCGCGGGCGACUUUGCAUUCUUCCAUGUAGGCUCCAAGGCGCAGUUCUCGAGCAAGUCGGGUGGGCUGGCUUUCUUUGCUGUCACGAGGCCCAUCAUCACACAGCACCCGGGCCUGCAGGGGAGGGAGGAGGAGGUGAAGUCGAAGUUGUGA